AGAGAGGGUGACGUCAUUUCCUUAUUCAGGAAAAAGAACGCCAGUCAGAGAAUUUUCGCUGUAGCUCUUGAAGUCUUGUUAUUUUGUGACAUUAACGUUUAAAUCCUGUAGUAAUUUGACUUAAGCUAACACAUCGACAUUAAAGUUUUUAAUUCAGAAAGCUAACGAAAGAGACUAUCGUCGUAGCCAACAGUUUUGUACGUAGCUCUGCUUUUUAAACCUGUCCUUGCGCAAACAUUAUUCACCAUCAAGCCCAACAUCUGACUGUCAUGGAUCAAAUAUCGAUCACUGCAGAAGUACCAAAGAGUCCAUGGGGUGCCACCACAACCAAGGUGGUGUGUCCCUGCUCCUUCACUGAUGUCAUGAGCGAGCAGCUAGCCAAGCAACUGGAUGAUGAAAGUCAAUCUUUCCCUGAUUUCUCAAGUGUCAGCGCUGCUCUGGAUGCCGGUGAGGAGCGAGAGACAGACAGUGAUCUGAUGCUGGCUCAGAUGCUGCAGAUGCAGUUUGACAAGGAGUUUGACACCCAGCUACGCACAGAAGAAAGAAAGUUCAAUGGCGAUAGCAAACUAUCCAUCUCCUUUGAGAACUAUCGCAUGGUGCACCCUUACGAGGCCAGCGGCAGCUCCGAGGAUGAAGUUGAUUGGCAAGAUAGUUGUGACGACCCCUACAAAGCUGACAAACCCACGAUAACUCCAAAGAGAGGCUUUACUGGGAAAGGAAAGAACAUCACUACUAAGCACGAUGAGGUUGUGUGUGGCAGGAAGAAUACUGCACGCAUGGACAAUUUUGCCCCAGAGAUCAAUGUGGGAGAUGGGCUUGGCAUGGACUUGAAGCUCUCCAACCAGGUGUACAACUCCCUCAAGCAACACUGCUACUCCGAGCAGCGUCGCAGUGCACGGCUGCAUGAGAAGAAGGAGCACUCCACUGCUGAACAAGCAGUGGACCCAAGGACCCGUCUGCUCAUGUACAAAAUGGUGAACGCAGGCAUUCUGGAGAACAUCAACGGCUGCAUCAGCACUGGAAAGGAGUCUGUGGUGUUCCACGCAAAUGGGGGAAGCAUGGAGAAUAAUGCUGUCCCAGAUGAGUGUGUGCUCAAGGUCUUCAAGACCACACUCAACGAGUUCAAGAACCGUGACAAGUACAUCAAGGAUGACUACCGCUUCAUAGACCGCUUCAGCAAGCUGAACCCCCGCACGAUCAUCCGCCUGUGGGCUGAGAAGGAGAUGCACAACCUGGCUCGUAUGAAGAAAGCUGGCAUCCCAUGCCCCGAGGUGGUGGUUCUGAAGAAGCACAUCCUCGUGAUGUCGUUCAUUGGCAAGGACCAUGUGCCGGCUCCCAAACUGAAGGAGGCCAUGUUGGGCUCUGAGGACAUGAAGAGGGCCUAUUACCAAGUGGUUCAUAUGAUGCAACAGUUGUAUCAGGAGUGUAACCUCGUCCACGCUGACCUGAGUGAAUACAACAUGCUGUGGCAUGAGUGCAAGGUUUGGCUGAUUGACGUGAGUCAGUCAAUCGAGCCCAAUCACCCUCACAGCCAUGAGUUCCUAUUCAGGGACUGCAGGAACGUGGCCACGUUCUUCCAGAAGGGCGGGGUGUCUGAGGCCAUGAACAUGUACGAGCUCUUCAAUGUUGUGUCUGGGCUGCAGCUCAGUGGUGACAGCGAGGCAGAGUUCCUUGCCCAGAUUGAGGCACUGGAGAAGAUGAAUGAGGACCACGUGCAGAGAAGGGGCAAGAAAAUGUACAACUUCAGCGACGGAGGACCUCCCCUAUUACACGACGAUGAUUAACAAUGAGAUAUUAGACACCAUGAAUAGCUACAUGGAACCUGUUUGGGUGAUUGCUUGAGAGAAUGGGUCGAGUAAACCCCCCCAUGGUCUCAGUGAGGUAUGCAAGAGGUCGAAAGGUCGCUGCAUCCUAAGAUGGUGUCAUAGGCUUCAUUGGGCUAAAAGGGCUCCAAACCACCUUCCAUGAAAUGUCAACAUCUCAUUCCGUUACUACGGCUGUAAAUGGAAUGGAUGGGGAUGUCUGACGGGGUACAUGACAGACAAUGCAUCUACAUGCACACACAAUAAUUGCUUUUUAAAUUAGAGUAUUAGUAACCAGCAUUCAUGACAUUAUGAACAAGUUAUCUUCUCAAGUAAACUGAGCUCGAAUGAAAAGGGUUUUGCAUUAUGUUCUGAAUGAAACAAAUUGUCAUCCAACAUUUUGAUGGAGAGACCAAAGUAUCAGUGAAUAUUUUAAUCAUGAAAAGGUGCUGUCUUGACUGAAGACAGAAUGAGUUGUUUGCAUUGAGGUCUGUUGUUCUUACAAUGGAGCUGUCAUGUUUGUGUACUCUCUGUAAUUUCAAUAUUAUGGUGGAAAUAAAUGGUAAAAAUAA
Molecule: messenger RNA, 2374 nt
Organism: Oncorhynchus tshawytscha (Chinook salmon)
Lineage: Eukaryota; Metazoa; Chordata; Actinopteri; Salmoniformes; Salmonidae
Product: serine/threonine-protein kinase RIO3-like
Exons: 13
Coding region: 270-1784 (504 amino acids)
Biological process (GO): protein phosphorylation; maturation of SSU-rRNA
Cellular component (GO): preribosome, small subunit precursor; cytosol
Molecular function (GO): protein serine/threonine kinase activity; ATP binding
Source: RefSeq, a predicted model, not a curated record